GCAAUGCCACCAGCCAAACCUGUGGGUGCAUAAAUGGACUUCCGUCUGAUGGAGCGCUCUGUGAACCAAUCACAAAUGUCACACCGUGUCCAACCCCCACUCCUAACGUUACAUAUGACAUUGAUCUAGCCCUGGAAUUGCGUAUCCCAGUCUCCAGUGUGCCAUCAUAUUUCAUUGAACAAUUCAGGAACACUGUGAGAAGUGUCUCGCUCCCCUACACCAUCACUCAGUCUUUAAAAGUGAUAGACUUAAAUUUCACCACAGGGUGCUAUCCAAACUCCACUGGAGGACUGCAGUGUCACUGUGAAGAGCAGUUUGCUUGGUCAUGUGACAAGUGCAACAUCUACGGUGCGUGCAGCAAUGCCACCAGCCAAACCUGUGGGUGCAUAAAUGGACUUCCGUCUGAUGGAGCGCUCUGUGAACCAAUCACAAAUGUCACACCGUGUCCAACCCCCACUCCUAACGUUACAUAUGACAUUGAUCUAGUCCUGGAAUUGCGUAUCCCAGUCUCCAGUGUGCCAUCAUAUUUCAUUGAACUAUUCAGGAACACUGUGAGAAGUGUCUUGCUCCCCUACACCAUCACUCAGUCUUUAAAAGUGAUAGGUUUAAAUUUCACCACAGGGUGCUAUCCAAACUCCACUGGAGGACUGCAGUGUCACUGUGAGGAGCAGUUUGCUUGGUCAUGUGACCAGUGCAACAUCUACGGUGCGUGCAGCAAUGCAACCAGCCAAACCUGUGGGUGCAUAAAUGGACUUCCGUCUGAUGGAACGCUCUGUGAACCAAUCACAAAUAUCACUCAUUGUCCACCUUUAGCGGCAACUUCACCACCCAGCACAACUACAACAAAACCAAUGAUGACUACAAUGCCCACGAUAACAACAACACAGGCGAACAACUUGACGUUCACCAUGGACUUAGUUUACAAUUCUACAUACAAUAACCCGACAAGUGAAGUUUACAAAAACACUAAUAACACUAUUCAAGAACAAUGUAAGGCGCACAUCUCAACUCUAGUAUCAGUCAACAUCAUUGGCUUCAAGAGUGGAAGCACCAUCGUUGACUAUGCUAUAAGAGCAAACUCUAUAAAUGAUACGGAAAUUGGCUCAGUCACAGAAGGGGUAUUUAUACAACUGGGAAAAAUAUACCCUGUGAUAUUUGACAGCCCACUAAACUUUCAACCAUCUCUAAUCUUUUUGGGGGCAAGUGUGACUAUAACAUGCGGCCCUCCACCACCGGGUCUCAGUUUCGUCACCAACUGGACUGCAGAGUGGACACUUAACGGGAUUUCAAUACCCAAAGAUAGUGAACACAACCAGUUACCAGUUGAUAAAGGAGUAGCAAACUUAACUGUGAAACAUGUUUUUAGCGUUGACAAAGGACUUUAUCAAUGUCUGCUGACAGACAGCAGUAAAGUUUUCCAUGGAAUUAUCAGACAGAAAUUCAAUAUAACUUUGCAAAAAAAACCCUUGAUCCAAGUGACACCAAUCAAAAAACUGGUCAAAUGUGAAGUGAACGUGACAGUGACGUGCUCUGUCAACAGCCCCUAUCAGGUUGAGUUUAUUGGCCUACCUGCUAAAGGCACAAACAUCACCAAUACAUUUUCAAUAUCCAGUAACUUACAAAACUAUACUAUCACUUGUCGAGUGAUAAACCAUACGGAAUAUAGCAGCAACAUAACACUGGUGUUACUCAAGGAGAAUUUUACAUGUCCCAAUGAUCCUGUGUUUGGUAAUGGAACUGUUGAUUACACAGCUGAAGCUCCCUGCGAACCAAACUAUGUGGGAGCAAAGACAGCAGUUUGUAAGAACAAUGAAUGGGAUGAUCGACAAGACAACUGCAUCCUGCAAGUUGUCCAGGAGCUGCUCGAGCUGUCUCAGAACUUGAAUAAUAAUUCAUUGCCAAGAUUCUUGACACAACUCAGCUCUGACACUGUCAACUUGACUGAGCAAGUGGUUAACUCUCCUGGAACCAUUAAGGCCAUUGUUCAAAUACUCAACAAUGUAGCCAAUGUGUCAUCAUCACCAAAUAUCCCAAUAACUAAUUCUUCAAUGGAGAACAUCCUAUUAACUGCAGGUGUCCUAACCACGAAUGGCUCAAAGACAUCAUGGGGCUAUCUGAAUGGCAAUGACACCAGCAACAUCAGAGCAACACAAAGAAAAAGUGUCAGCUCAGCAUUUUUGCAGUCCCUUGAGAAUAUAACAAGUCGCCUUACCAAUGACUCUUUCAAUAUUGACACACCUUCAAUUCUCUUGAACAAAACUACAUUUACAAACACUUUCAUGGCAGACUUUGAUUCCUCUGUGGAGAUAGACAUACCAACAUCUGAUGGAAGAAGUAAGUUUAUCACUGUGGUAACAUUUGCCUCAAUGGAUAACGUGCUCCCUGCAAGAGACAAAGGAAAUUCAUCCAUCUACGUCAUCAACGGGAGAGUCGUACUUGUUCAGUCCAGUGGUACCGUCGAUAAUGUUUUGUUCACAUUUGAUAUUAUAAACAAUACUCUGGGGAACGCUCAGUGUGUUUUCUGGAACUUCAGCCUCUUCAGUGGUCUCGGGGGAUGGGACAAUGGGGGCUGCGUGUUGGUAUCCAGCAACACCAACGUCACCUGCAACUGCAACCACCUGACCUCGUUCUCUAUCCUUAUGUCACCUAACACCAUAUUUGACAUUGUGUUGGAUUACAUUACCUACAUUGGAGUUGGCAUAUCUAUGGCUUCCUUGGUCAUAUGCCUCAUUAUUGAAGCUAUCAUCUGGAGAAAAAUAAGAAGGAACACCACAUCUUACUUGCGUCAUGUUUCCAUUGUUAACAUCGCUGUGUCUCUCCUGAUUGCUGACAUCUGGUUCAUUAUUGGGGCCGCCAUCUCAGAUGCAAAGACAAUAAACCAACCAGCAUGCACUGCGGCUACAUUUUUUAUCCAUUUUUUCUACCUUGCCCUGUUCUUCUGGAUGUUAGCCUCAGCUCUGCUGUUGUUCUACCGCACAGUCAGUGUCUUCGACGGGGGUUUGUCUAAAACAUCUAUGUUGGCUAUUGGAUUCUCUCUAGGCUACGGGGGCCCUCUCAUCAUCGCUGUCAUAACUAUAGCUGCCACUGCACCCCAAAAAGCGUACAUCCGAGACGCUGGGGUCUGCUGGCUCAACUGGGAUAAAUUCAAAGCUCUACUGGCAUUUGUGAUCCCUGCACUGACAAUAGUGGUGAUAAACCUGUUAAUCCUGCUUGUUGUGAUUUACAAAAUGUUGAGAAGAAGGGUAGGAGACUCUGCACAAGCAGCUGAAAGACAUGUUAUGGUGACUAUUGCAAGGAGUUUGGCUGUCCUCACACCAUUUUUUGGAUUAACUUGGGGUCUGGGAGCCGGAACCCUCGCCGACCCAACAAAUAGAGGAAUCCGUAUUAUAUUUGCAUUGUUCAAUUCACUGCAGGGUUUCUUCAUAUUGGUGUUUGGAACUCUGCUGGACAAAAAGGUGCGGUCAGAAUUAGGGUCAGAAAUGUCCGGAAGUGGAACACAGAGCACCAGCGCUGGAAACUCAUCAAGUGUAUUUACCCUUUUCCAGAAAGCUAAAGCUUCCAGACAAAACCUUAAAAGCUAAACUUCUAAAUGCUAGAGUAGCGGUUUUAUUAACUGCUAGCGCCUUAUGGUAGUCAUGUCAUAUGUAAUUUUGGCCACAUACUUUGGUCUAAAAAUCUCAACAACUAUUACACACAUUGCCAUAACAUUUGUAUAGACAGUUAUGUUUCCUACACUAUAAAAAUGCCAUAAAAAACAGAAUAAUGCUUUUGUUAAAAACAUUAACCAUAAAAUAAAGAUUGUAUUCUGUAAAGUCAUAUUAUGAGAAAUUAUAGUUUUUGAACAGGAUUAUUCCAUUGCUUAACUUCCUUGAAUGUUAAAUUACAUUGAAUUCUAUGUAAAAAGAUAAAACAACUAACAUCAUGUCAUUGAGUAUAAAAUUAAGACAACUUUUUAAGUUUUUUUUACACUGAAACUUCAAAGUUAAAGUGAAACUUCAAAUAAAUGUAAAAAAAAAAAAAAAGGACCAAUUGUAAAAAAAAAAAAAAAAGACAAAGAAGAACACUUAUCCUAAAAUGUUUAUUUUACAAAUAACAUUAUUUAAAAUACAGAUAUUAACCGCACCUUUUCUGCAUUUAAAGUCCAACUGCAGUAGAAUGAAAAAUAAAUGUUUAAAUUACAUAAUUAAAUGAAGUCUGCUGUUUUCAAACAGUAUUCUUUGGUAAAUUCAUAAGAUUAUAAAAUUCUCCCACAAGAGCUCCCUGUCAAAGUACUGAUUUCUGGAUGUAAAACAUAAAAAAUCACACAAAAUUACCUUCAAAUAAAGUAUCUUGAAAGCUUUAGGCCUAUAUUUUAUGGAAUUAUCCAAUCUAUUUACAGGAAAUUCCUGUCAUUACUUUAUAUAAACAUUAUUUUAUAGUAAUUAAAAUCAACUAUCCAAUAUAUCUACUCACUUUUCCCAUUGAUGUAUGGAGCUUUCUUUGUAUCAACAUUGUUUAUAGCAGGAACUAACCAAUAUAUCUAAAUUAUUUUAGCAUUAUUUUACGGGGUAUACUUUACAUCAACAUUGUGUCUAUUGUUAGAUCCUGAGUUACCCCUGUUCAGGAGGUACUGGACCAUCUCUCCGUCUUAAAGGGUCCGAUCCUGUAGGCCUAUGGCUAUCACACAGUGAGCCAUUGUUUGUACAUUUGUCCCUUGAGACAUGAUUGUUAGAGCGCUGGGAUCUCAACCUAUUUGACACUAUGUAAUUAAAAAUAGAUUACAUUCUUUUCCCAAUAAUGUAUGGUAUUUACUUUACGUCAACAUUGUUUUAUAUUAAAUAAAAUCCAUAAAAGCCA
This is a messenger RNA of Micropterus salmoides (largemouth bass), 4836 nucleotides long. RefSeq names its product adhesion G-protein coupled receptor F1-like. The record is from RefSeq and is a predicted model, not a curated record. Gene Ontology annotation, biological process: G protein-coupled receptor signaling pathway; cell surface receptor signaling pathway. Gene Ontology annotation, molecular function: G protein-coupled receptor activity. Gene Ontology annotation, cellular component: membrane. The coding region runs from base 852 to 3581 and encodes 909 amino acids. The transcript has 21 exons. NCBI's taxonomy places the organism in Eukaryota, Metazoa, Chordata, Actinopteri, Centrarchiformes, Centrarchidae.